Coregonus sp. 'balchen' is the source of this 13771-nucleotide messenger RNA. The record is from the annotation of a GenBank genome assembly. NCBI's taxonomy places the organism in Eukaryota, Metazoa, Chordata, Actinopteri, Salmoniformes, Salmonidae.
AUUUAGGAUACAAUACAUUUGAUUGAGCUUAUCGUUUUCAUAGAAGUGAUUUCAUCCAAGAGAACAUACUCAACAUUUUUUUUGUUUCCUUGGCAAUUCAAUUCAAAAUGAGGUGAGAUUAUUUUAAAACGAAUCCAAACCACUUUUAUGCACUUGUUGAAUACUUCUUUUGUACAAUAUUGUAUAUUUGAUAUGAUUUUGUUGAUGCAAAUUCUAAGUUUAGGAACUGGGCAUAAACAUAAAUUACAACAGUAAAAAUCAAAUGUAAAAUUUGCUUUGAUGAUAUAUUGUGUUUGCAAGGAAAGGAUUAACAAAGAAAUUAUAAAUAAGCAAAUCACGAGGAUGGAUAGGGGGGUAAAACAUUAUUUCAGGUUUUGAUUUUGACAUACCAGCUUCAUUUCCAACUUCUUUAGGCGCUUCCACAGCGUUUCCCAAACUCUGUCCUCGGGGACCCCGAGGGGUGCACGUUUUGGUUUCUGCCCUAGCACUACACAGCCGAUUCAAAUAAUCAAAGCUUGAUGAUGAGGUCAUUAUUUGAAUCUGCUGUGUAGUGCUAGGGCAAAAAUCAAAACGAGCACCCCCGUUGGGGUCCCCAGGACCGAGUUUGGGAAACGCUGCAUGAAGAUAUUCUGAAAAACUCUCAUUAAAAAAAAAUCUGCAUGUGUAGCUACAUUGUUCAUGCAAUAUGUCAACUGACAUCGUUGCAUGAUUUCCAUUAAAGUUGGAAUACCUGCAUUUGGCAAAGGAUUCAACCUUUAUUCCAUGAUAAUUAUUUAUGCAUAUUUUAAGUAAACAGUGCGAAAAUGUGUUUAUUGCACAUGAUGCACUAUUCCAAAUUACUUUUUGCACUGUAUGUUCCAAUUAGAGGAAAAUGUAUUUAGCCAUACAUUGGUCAUUUAAAAUAAUCCCUUCGUCAUUUAAUUGCUUUAAUGCUUUCCCAGUGAACCAACAAGUGGGCAAUUCCAGGACCAGCUGGCCGAGGGGGUCAGGCCCUAUAUUGAUUUAAUAGACUACCUGAGAUCCAUUGGGAUUGAUCAGGACCUACCACUGCCGGCUAUUGCUGUGGUGGGAGACCAGAGUUCAGGAAAGAGCUCUGUGCUUGAGGCCCUAUCUGGGGUGGAACUGCCCAGAGGGAACGGUAAGAUACUCUGGUUCUGUGGGCCCAGUGUUAUUAUUGAACAAAAGGCUAUAUAGCAACUAGGUUAAUCGAAUAUCCGAACUGACGUUAGUGUUCUAUCACUUGAGUGAAUGUUCAUUUUUAUUGUAAAUUUUUUUAGGUCGAUUUUGACAAAGCUUUGUUGUAAACUAAACUAGAUUAUCCUUGUGACAUUGUUACCUACAAGGAUAUACUAUGACAUUUGAAAUGUUUAAUUUAAUAAAACAACAAACUUUUUUAAAUGUAGUUUUUAUAAAAGCUGCUGCUGCGCAUUUAGUCCUCUGGCCCUGACAUUGGUAUUUUCCCCCACUUCAAAUAGCAAUUACAGGCGCGCACCUAACAGAGUUUCCACAAGACCUGACACAGAUUAAUGCUCACCAGAAAACCUUUUUGUAACAGAAUCGAUUCUACCAUGGUGAAAAUCAGACUUCUCUUUCACUGUUGCUUUUAGCCAAAACUACUGCGAAAAGCAGCAUGUCCGCUGUUUACCUCUGCGCCAUUCUGAUUGGUCAAUAGAGUCAAGCGCAUUUAUUUAUUUAUUUAAUUUACUUGAAUUUCGACUAUCCAGAUAUCCGGAAAAAAUACAUUUAGUCAGACAUGAUAUUGGAGUUAUAAUGGUGUUGGAUGUAUUGGGUUGGUUGUAUUGGGUUGGAUGUAUUGGGUUGGAUGUAUUGUGUUGGUUGUAUUGUGUUGGUUGUAUUGGGUUGGUUGUAUUGGGUUGGAUGUAUUGGGUUGGAUGUAUUGGGUUGGUUGUAUUGGGUUGGAUGUAUUGUGUUGGUUGUAUUGUGUUGGUUGUAUUGGGUUGGUUGUAUUGGGUUGGAUGUAUAGGGUUGGUUGUAUCGGGUUGGAUGUAUUGGGUUGGAUGUAUAGUGUUGGUUGUAUUGGGUUGGAUGUAUAGGGUUGGUUGUAUAGUGUUGGUUGUAUUGUGUUGGAUAUAUUGGGUUGGUUGUAUUGGGUUGGAUGUAUCGGGUUGGUUGUAUCGGGUUGGUUGUAUUGGGUUGGUUGUAUUGGGUUGGUUGUAUUGUGUUGGUUGUAUUGGGUUGGUUGUAUUGGGUUGGAUGUAUCGGGUUGGAUGUAUCGGGUUGGUUGUAUCGGGUUGGUUGUAUUGGGUUGGUUGUAUAGUGUUGGUUGUAUUGGAUGGUUGUAUUGGGUUGGUUGUAUAGUGUUGGUUGUAUUGGGUUGGUUGUAUUGUGUUGGUUGUAUUGGGUUGGUUGUAUUGGGUUGGUUGUAUAGUGUUGGUUGUAUUGGGUUGGUUGUAUUGUGUUGGUUGUAUUGGGUUGGUUGUAUCGGGUUGGAUGUAUCGGGUUGUUGUAUUGGGUUGGUUGUAUAGUGUUGGUUGUAUUGGGUUGGUUGUAUAGUGUUGGAUGUAUUGGGUUGGAUGUAUUGGGUUGGUUGUAUUGGGUUGGAUGUAUUGGGUUGGUUGUAUUGGGUUGGUUGUAUCGGGUUGGUUGUAUUGGGCUGGUUGUAUAGUGUUGGUUGUAUUGGGUUGGUUGUAUUGUGUUGGUUGUAUUGGGUUGGAUGUAUUGGGUUGGUUGUAUAGUGUUGGUUGUAUUGGGUUGGUUGUAUUGGGUUGGUUGUAUAGUGUUGGUUGUAUUGGGUUGGUUGUAUUGGGUUGGUUGUAUUGGGUUGGUUGUAUAAUGUUGCAUGUCAUUGGGUUGGUUGUAUUGGGUUGGUUGUUUGGGUUGGUUGUUGUGUUGUGUUUGGGUUGGUUGUAUUGGGUUGGUUGUAUUGGGUUGGUGUAUUGGGUUGGUUGUAUUGUGUUGGUUGUAUCGGGUUGGUUGUAUCGGGUUGGUUGUAUCGGGUUGGUUGUAUCGGGUUGGUUGUAUUGGUUGGUGUAUGUGUUGUGUAUUGGGUUGGUUGUUGGGUUGGUUGUUGUUUGGGUUGUUGUUGGUUUGGGUUGGUUGUAUUGGGUUGGUGUAUUGGUGGGUUGUGUUGUAUUGGGUUGGUUGUAUUGGGUUGGAUGUCUGUGUUGGUGUACUUGGGUUGGUUGUCUUGGUUGGCUGUUUGGUUUGGUGUAUUGGGUUGGUUGUCAUUGGGUUUGGUUGUAUUGGGGUUGGGUUUGUUUGGGUUGGUUGUUUGGGUUGGUUUUGGUUGGUUUUGGGUUGGAUGUUUGGGUUGGUGUCUUGGGUUGGUUGUAUUGGGUUGGUUGUAUUGGGUUGGAUGUAUUGGGUUGGAUGUAUUGGGUUGGAUGUAUUGGGUUGGAUGUAUUGGGUUGUUGUAUUGGGUUGGUUGUAUUGGGUUGGUUGUAUUGGGUUGGAUGUAUUGGGUUGUUGUAUUGGGUUGGUUGUAUUGGGUUGGAUGUAUUGGGUUGGAUGUAUUGUAAUUUCAUGUUAAUUUCCAGGUAUUGUCACCAGGUGUCCAUUGGAACUCAGACUCUGCUAUGUUAGCGGAGUGGAUUGGAAGGCUGUCAUCUCAUACAGAGACAAAUGUAUUAAUGUCGGUAACCCCUCAGAAGUCGAGAAACACGUUAAAGAAGGUUAGAUUAAAUGUUAAUAUUAUAGUAUUGCAUAUUUACAUGCAUUUUCUGAUCAUUUAGCCAGACAUGUCUGAUGUGUUUAGUACAUGUAAACAAUAUUUACAUUUGUCUGUAGAUGACAGCAAUGAUGCUUUUGUGGAUUUAAUAAUUGUCCCAGUUCGAUAUUGCCUGUUCGGGUGAUUGGUCCAAUCCAUAACUGACUGUACCUUUUGAGGUUCUAGUGUACAGCUAUAUUUCUUCAAUUUGAUUUAACAGCCCAGAACGAGUUAGCCGGAGAGGGAGUGGGGAUAUGUCAUGAACUGAUCAGUCUGAAGAUCAUGUCCUCUUCAGUGUGUGACCUCACUCUGAUAGACUUACCUGGGAUCGCCAGAGUACCUGUGCAAGGACAACCAGAAGACAUUGGAGCCCAAGUAAGACUUGAUUUUGAUAACUUUGGGAUUCAAGUAGUGUGAUCUCGGCAUAUUAAUACCAAAAAUAUGUUACAUUAACCACCCAGUGUCCUCUCAAAUGUGCCAUUACCAAGAACUGAAAAAAAAAACACGCCAAUCAUGCUCUUCUGGCUUUUCUCUAGAUCAAAAGUCUCAUUCUGAAAAUCUUAGCAAAACAAAAAACCAUUAACCUGGUGGUGGUGCCAUGCAAUGUUGACAUAGCAACAACAGAAGCUCUGAAAAUGGCCAAAGAAGUGGAUCCUGAAGGCACAAGAACUCUGGGUAAAGAAAUCAUUUAAAUGUAGAUUAAAUAAUGAUCAUAAUAACAUACUACAGGAAAGGUAUAUUUGCACUGAAAUGUCUUCAAUGUGUUGUUGGUGUGCUCUAACCGUAACGCAAUGUGUUGUUGGUGUGCUCUAACCGUAACGCAAUGUGUUGUUGGUGUGCUCUAACCUAACAAUGUGUUUUUGUGUGUGCUCUAAACCGAACGCCAAUGUGUGUGGUGUGCUCAACCGUAGAGCAAUGUGUGUUGGUUGUUGCCUAAACCAGUACCACGCAAUUGGGCUUGUUGGUGUGCUCUAACCGUAAGCAAAUGUUGUUGCGGUGUGCUCGUAAACAAACUUAACGCACAGUGUUGUUGGUGUGCUCAUAACCAGAACGCAAUUGUUGUUGGUGGCUCUUAAACCGUAACGCAAUGUGUUGUAGGUGUGCUCUAACCGUAACGCAUGUGUUGUUGGUGUGCUCUAACCGUAACGCAAUGUGUUGUUGGUGUGCUCUAACCGUAACGCAAUGUGUUGUUGGUGUGCUCUAACCGUAACGCAAAGUGUUGUUGGUGUGCUCUAACCGUAACGCUUUUCAUUUCUGUCUUUUGUCUUAACAGCCAUUCUGACAAAGCCAGACCUGAUUGACAGGGGAACGGAGAAGGACGUGUUGGACAUUGUUCGCAAUAAAAUCAUCCCUCUCAAUAUGGGCUAUGUUAUUGUGAAAUGUCGCGGUCAGAAACAAAUUAACGAUGGCGUCACCAUAAAUGAGGCAAUUGAGGAUGAGAUGGACUUCUUCCAAAAGCACGACGAAUUCAGGUGAACUGUUUACUUGUUUCUCGACAUCUUGACACUCAGUUACUGUGUAAGUAUGUAUGGGAAAUGUAUGCACUCACUAACUGUAAGUCGCUCUGGAUAAGAGCGUCUGCUAAAUGAGUAAAAUGUAGAAAUGUAAAUGUAUGUUCUGCUACUAUAUAUUCUCUCUCUUUUUCAAUGUAUAGCUCCCUCCUGCAUGAAGAAAGGGCAACCACCAAGUGCCUAGCUGCUAGACUCACUCAAACCCUGGUCAACCACAUACAAGUUAGGCCAACUUCUAAUCAUCUGUCCCUUAUGCCUCGAGUUAGGAAUGGAGGUAGUUCUUGCUUAUGAGCACAGGUAGAUAGUCCGCUUCCACAUCCCACCCCUAGGGGGCAGUAGCAACCAGAAUAGGUGCGUACGGCUUCUUUGAAAGACAAUAAUGUUAUCUAUCAUUCAAAACGUGUUUUUGGCUUUCAGAAAUCCCUGCCACAGAUGUCUGAUCAGAUAAAACAGCAGCUGUGGGUUUCUCAGAUGGAAUUGACUAAGUAUGAGGGUGGGCCUCCCGUGGAUCCUGUAGAGAAGAGGAAGUACCUCAUCGAGGUGAGUAACCACUCAACCUAUCACCUGUCACCUUUCACAUCAAGUUGCAUUAGUAUGAAUCAGGAGCGGAUUCCUUUUCAAACUAAAAUAAAAAUCUGAAGUUUGUAAAGCUGCUUUAAAAAAAAUAUCACCCGGCUAUUUAUUGUGUUCCGUUUUCCCCUCAGGUAAUAAAACAUUUCAAUUACAAGAUUGAUCAGCUGUGCAGAGGGGAGCUGAAAAACGAGGAAAAUCUAUUCAUCAACAUGCAAAAAAUAUUUGCAAAAUGGUUUGAAAAGCUUGGACACUCCAAAACAGGCUGUAGGUACAAUUUUAAAUAGAUAAACAGGGUAUUGUUGGGUUAUUGCACAGGAAUAACUAUUUUCACUUUAUUUCUGAAAUAUGUAUGGGUUUGUACUGAUACUACAGUGAGGGGAAAAAAGUAUUUGAUCCCCUGCUGAUUUUGUACGUUUGCCCACUGACAAAGACAUGAUCAGUCUAUAAUUUUAAUGGUAGGUUUAUUUGAACAGUAAGAGACAGAAUAACAACAAAAAAAUCCAGAAAAACCCAUGUCAGAAAUGUUAUAAAUUGAUUUGCAUUUUAAUGAGGGAAAUAAGUAUUUGACGCCCUCUCAAUCAGAAAGAUUUCUGGCUCCCAGGUGUCUUUUAUACAGGUAACGAGCUGAGAUUAGGAGCACACUCUUAAAGGGAUUACUCCUAAUCUCAGUUUGUUACCUGUAUAAAAGACACCUGUUCACAGAAGCAAUCAAUCAAUCAGAUUCCAAACUCUCCACCAUGGCCAAGACCAAAGAGCUCUCCAAGGAUGUCAGGGACAAGAUUGUAGACCUACACAAGGCUGGAAUGGGCUACAAGACCAUCGCCAAGAAGCUUGGUGAGAAGGUGACAACAGUUGGUGCGAUUAUUCGCAAAUGGAAGAAACACAAAAUAACUGUCAAUCUCCCUCGGCCUGGGGCUCCAUGCAAGAUCUCACCUCGUGGAGUUGCAAUGAUCAUGAGAACGGUGAGGAAUCAGCCCAGAACUACACGGGAGGAUCUUGUCAAUGAUCUCAAGGCAGCUGGGACCAUAGUCACCAAGAAAACAAUUGGUAACACACUACGCCGUGAAGGACUGAAAUCCUGCAGCGCCCGCAAGGUCCCCCUGCUCAAGAAAGCACAUAUACAGGUUCGUCUGAAGUUUGCCAAUGAACAUCUGAAUGAUUCAGAGGAGAACUGGGUGAAAGUGUUGUGGUCAGAUGAGACCAAAAUGGAGCUCUUUGGCAUCAACUCAACUCGCUGUGUUUGGAGGAGGAGGAAUGCUUCCUAUGACCCCAAGAACACCAUCCCCACCGUCAAACAUGGAGGUGGAAACAUUAUGCUUUGGGGGUGUUUUUCUGCUAAGGGGACAGGACAACUUCACUGCAUCAAAGGGACGAUGGACGGGGCCAUGUACCAUCAAAUCUUGGGUGAGAACCUCCUUCCCUCAGCCAGGGUAUUGAAAAUGGGUUGUGGAUGGGUAUUCCAGCAUGACAAUGACCCAAAACACACGGCCAAGGCAACAAAGGAGUGGCUCAAGAAGAAGCACAUUAGGGUCCUGGAGUGAUCUAGCCAGUCUCCAGACUUUAAUCCCAUAGAAAAUCUGUGGAGGGAGCUGAAGGUUCGAGUUGCCAAACGUCAGCCUCGAAACCUUAAUGACUUGGAGAAGAUCUGCAAAGAGGAGUGGGACAAAAUCCCUCCUGAGAUGUGUGCAAACCUGGUGGCCAACUACAAGAAACGUCUGACCUCUGUGAUUGCCAACAAGGGUUUUGCCACCAAGUACUAAGUCAUGUUUUGCAGAGGGGUCAAAUACUUAUUUCCCUCAUUAAAAUGCAAAUCAAUUUAUAACAUUUUUGACAUGCAUUUUUCUGGAUUUUUUUGUUGAUAUUCUGUCUCUCACUGUUCAAAUAAACCUACCAUUAAAAUGAUAGACUGAUCAUUUCUUUGUCAGUGGGCAAACGUACAAAAAUCAGCAGGGGAUCAAAUACUUUUUUCCCUCACUGUAUACACAGAUGUAAUGUUGGUAACUGUGUAAGCAUGCACCACCGCAUAAAUCAAUUCAAAUAUGGUAAUCAUAAUACUGAUUACCAUAGUAACGUAACACAAUAGUAUUAAUGGCUCAUUAUUUUAAUUUUUUUUACACAACAUUAUGAACUUCCUUUUCUUAUAUUUCCCUCAAUUUAGACCACAAAAUGACCCAAGAUGUGGUCAAUGAAUUUGACCAGAACCACAGGGGAAGAGAACUUCCAGGUUUCAAUGACUACACUUCAUUCGAAAGGGUUGUUCAGGAACUGGUGGGGGAACUGAAAAAUCCAGCUAUGGAGACACUACAGAAAAUCAAAGGCACGUUCACGUUAUUUCUUUACUGUUCUCCACUCACUUUUUGUUUUGUUUUUAAUACACCAAUAGUUGGCAAAAAAAUGUUUCAUCUUGUCAGAGCUUGAGGGACAGUGAGUGACCAGAAGAUAAACAUGUUUCAUAAUGUCAUAGCUUGAGGGACAGUGAGUGACCAUCAGAUAAACAUGUUUCAUAAUGUCAUAGCUUCAGGGACAGUGAGUGACCAUCAGAUAAACAUGUUUUAUCAUGUCAUAGCUUCAGGGACAGUGAGUGACCAUCAGAUAAACAUGUUUCAUCAUGUCAUAGCUUCAGGGACAGUGAGUGACCAUCAGAUAAACAUGUUUCAUCUUGUCACAGCUUCAGGGACAGUGAAUGACCAUCAUAUAAACAUGUUUCAUCUUGUCAACCAGCUUCAGGGAUAGUGAGUGAACCAUCAGAUAAAACAUGUUUCAAUCUUGUCCACAGCUUCAGGGAUAGUGAGUGACCAUCAGAUAAACAUGUUUCAUCUUGGUCACAGCUUCAGGGACAGUGAGGUGACCAUCAGAUAAACAUGUUUCAUCUUGUCACAGCUUCAGGGACAGUGGAGUGACCAUCAGAUAAAAAUGUUUCCAUCUUGUCACAGCUCAGGGACAGUGAGUGACCAUCAGAUAAACAUGUUUUCAUCUUGUCACAGCUUCAGGGAAGUGAGUGACCAUCAGAUAAACAUGUUUCAUCUUGUCACAGAUUCAGGGAUAGUGAGUGACCAUCAGAUAAACAUGUUUCAUCUUGUCACAGCUUCAGGGACAGUGAGUGACCAUCAGAUAAACAUGUUUUAUCUUGUCACAGCUUCAGGGAUAGUGAGUGACCAUCAGAUAAAAAUGUUUCAUCUUGUCACAGCUUCAGGGAUAGUGAGUGACCAUCAGAUAAACAUGUUUCAUCUUGUCACAGCUUCAGGGACAGUGAGUGACCAUCAGAUAAACAUGUUUCAUCAUUGUCACAGCUUCAGGGACAGUGAGUGACCAUCAGAUAAACAUGUUUCAAUCUUGUCACAGCUUCAGGGACAGUGAGUGAUCAUCAGAUAAACAUGUUUCAUCUUGUCACAGCUUCAGGGAUAGUGAGUGACCAUCAGAUAAACAUGUUUCAUCUUGUCACAGCUUCAGGGACAGUGAGUGACCAUCAGAUAAACAUGUUUCAUCUUGUCACAGCUUCAGGGACAGUGAGUGACCAUCAGAUAAACAUGUUUCAUCUUGUCACAGCUUCAGGGAUAGUGAGUGACCAUCAGAUAAACAUGUUUCAUCUUGUCACAGCUUCAGGGACAGUGUUUGACCAUCAGAUAAACAUGUUUCAUCUUGUCACAGCUUCAGGGAUAGUGAGUGACCAUCAGAUAAACAUGUUUCAUCUUGUCACAGCUUCAGGGAUAGUGAGUGACCAUCAGAUAAACAUGUUUCAUCUUGUCACAGCUUCAGGGACAGUGAGUGACCAUCAGAUAAACAUGUUUCAAUCUUGUCACAGCUUCAGGGACAGUGAGUGACCAUCAGAUAAACAUGUUUCAUCUUGUCCACAGCUUCAGGGGACAGUGAGUGACCAUCAGAUAAACAUGUUUCAUCUUGUCACAGCUUCAGGGACAGUGAGUGACCAUCAGAUAAACAUGUUUCAUCUUGUCACAGCUUCAGGGACAGUGAGUGACCAUCAGAUAAACAUGUUUCAUCUUGUCACAGCUUCAGGGACAGUGAGUGACCAUCAGAUAAACAUGUUUCAUCUUGUCACAGCUUCAGGGACAGUGAGUGACCAUCAGAUAAACAUGUUUCAUCUUGUCACAGCUUCAGGGACAGUGAGUGACCAUCAGAUAAACAUGUUUCUCUUGUCACAGCUUCAGGGACAGUGAGUGACCAUCAGAUAAACAUGUUUCAUCUUGUCACAGCUUCAGGGAUAGUGAGUGACAAUCAGAUAAACAUGUUUCAUCUUGUCACAGCUUCAGGGAUAGUGAGUGACCAUCAGAUAAACAUGUUUCAUCUUGUCACAGCUUCAGGGAUCAGUGAGUGACCAUCAGAUAAACAUGUUUUUAUCUUGUCACAGCUUCAGGGAUAGUGAGUGACCAUCAGAUAAACAUGUUUCAUCUUGUCACAGCUUCGGGGUAGUGAGUGACCAUCAGAUAAACAUGUUUCAUCUUGUCACAGCUUCAGGGACAGUGAGUGACCAGAAGAUAAACACCACAGCUUCUUUGGAAUGGUACAUCAUAUUAACUAUCUUUACCUUUUUCUACAGUUCGACAGUGUAGUGCCAUAUUGUAACUGUUUGAUCUUGUACAGCUUAGGCCUGAAGUGUCAUCAAUAAACAUCAUCUUGUAAUUGAAUGGAAUAGUGCCCUCAGUGACACAUUUUAUUUGUCACAGUUAGGCGAGCACCUUUAAACAUGUUUCAUCUUGUAAUUGGGGGGGCAUCGUUUUUCAGUCACAGUUCAGGACAGUUUUUAGUGACCAAAAAGUUUGCUCUGGUUAUCCUGCCUUCAUGGUUUCAUGGUAAAAUAACAUGUGACAGGGUCGGGACAUAGACAUCAUACACUGUUUUCAUUCGUCAACCAGCGUUGAUUGACCAUCAUAUUAAUUUUCAGUACAGCGUGGGACUAAAACCUAUUUGGAAAUUUACGUUUUUACCUUGUUUUUAUUUCCCUUACUUUUUGUUUGAACGUCUUUGGGCCGAAACAAUCGAUGACAUCCAAAACAGCAGACCUUUUGGAUUGGGAAAAGGACUCAAGGACAUUUUAGAUGGGAGAGCACCUUUUAAACAUGAUUUAUUCUUUUUCCCAUGAUACAGAGCAGUGUGGACCAAAAAGGGAAAACCGACCUCUCAUGGUUAAGAAGGCGAGGUAGCAUAAUACCCCUGAACUGUCAUCAUUUAUUACUAUAGGUUUCAACCCACCUAUUCUCCAACAUGGUUGUAUCCAAAGUACAUCAUCCUACUCUGUUUUAAUUAGACAGCAGGAUGACAUCCAGAACAGCAUACCAUUGCAGGCACCGGACAAGGGCAGUGGGUGGAAAAUUUCAUUUUAAAGAAAAUGCUUUGGCCUGGUGCCAGCAGUAGGAACCCAGGACCCCUCAGUUAAAAAAAUCCCAACUGCUAAUUCAUACUUUUGUGUCUACCCAACCUACUCCAACAUGGAAUCCCAAAGUACGUAGCUAUGUCUAGAUAUAAAACGCAGAGGAUUGUGCCAGAAGACUAAAAUCAUGCCACCCUCUAAAUGCAUUGAUAAAAACUUGCUCAUUUUUAAAGCAAGUUGGGUGGCAGCAGUAUGAAUCCCAGCUAGUUAAAAAAAUACACAUUUUUGUUUUCUAAGCAUAUCCCUAACUCUACUAACCUUAGUGGCUAAAAUACCUAACUAAUUAACCACCACUAACUAACCCAUAACCACUCGAUCACUUGCUAGCUCUGAUGUUCACAUGCUAGCUUUGACGAAACCAAUGUUUACAUCUAAUCGUUAGUCCUCACCCUGGGUCUCACUCAACCAAUUCCUCUCCCUCCCUCCCGCUUCCUCACUCCUCAACUCCUCACUCCCAACUCUCCGCACGCUCACCUCCAUCCUCACUCUCUCCCCUCCCUCCUCACCUCUCUCCCUCCCUCCUCCAACCUCUCCUCCCACUCCAUCGCCCUCACUCCUCCUCCCAACUCUCUCAUCCCCACCUCUUCCGCUCUCCUCACCUCUCAUCCCUCUCUCCUCCCACCUCUCCCUCCCUCCUCAACCUCUCUCCUCCCUCCUCAACUCUCUUCCCUCCUCCUCAAACUCUCUCCCUCCCAUCCACUCCCAACUCUCUCCUCCCUCUCAACUCUUCCUCCCUCCUCACCUCUCUCCGUUCCCUCCUCAACUCUCUUCCCUCCCCUCCUCCCUCCUCACCUCUCUCCCUCCCUCCUCAACUCUCUCCCUCCCUCCUCAACUCUCUCCCUCCCUCCCCGCCUCAAACUCUCCCCUCCCGCUCAACUCUCUCCCUCCCUCCCGCCUCAACUCUCUCCCUCCCGCCUCAACUCUCUCCCUCCUCCCACUCUCUCCCUCACCUCCUCACCUCUCCUCCGCCUCACUCUCUCUCCUCCCCCUCACCUCUCUCCCUCCCGCCUCACCUCUCUCCCUCCCGCCUCACCUCUCUCUCCCAUCCCCCUCAACUCUCUCUCCCUCCACUCUUCCCCUCCCCCUCACCUCUCUCCCUCCCUCCUCCCCUCCCUCUCCCUCCCUCCCCUCCUCCCUCCCCCUCACCUCUCUCCCUCCCUCCUCCGCCUCACCUACUCUCCCUCCCUACCUCACCUCUCCGCCUCUCCCUCCUCACCUUCCUCCUCACUCUCUCCUCCUCCCACCUCUCCCCUCCCCUCAUCUACUCUCCCCGCUCAUCCUCCUCCCGCCUCACUCUCUCCUCCCGCCUCAACUCUCUCCCUCCCCGCCUCCCUCUCCCCACUCUCUCCAUCCCUCUCCCUCGUCCCCCUCCCUAGACUCUCUCCUCCCGCCUCCCCUCUCCCCUCCCCACCUCUCUCUCCCCUCCUCCUCCCUCCCACUCCUACCCUCCUCCCGCCUCAACUCUCUCCUCUCCCCCUCAACUCUCUCCCUCCCGUCCUCCUCCCUCCUCACUCUCACCUCACGCUCACUCUCUCCUCCCUCACCUCCUCACUCCCCUCCCUCCUCCCUCCCCCCUCCCUUCUCCCUCCCCCUCCCCCCCCCCCCCCUUCCCCCUCCCUCCCCCCCCCCCCCCCCCCCCCCCCUCAUUCCCCCUCCCGCCUCAGCCCCCCCCCAAACCCCCCCCCCAACCCCCCCCCAAAAACCCCCCCCCCCCCCAAAAAAAAAAAAACCCCCCCCCCCCCAAAGGCCCCCCGGGGGCCCCCGCCCCCCAACCCCCAAAAAACCCCCCCAAAUUUUUCCCCAAAAAAAAAAAAAAAAAACCCCCCAUUUAAAAAAAAAUUUGAAAAAAAAAUUUUUAAAAAAAACCCCGGAAAAUUUAAAAAAAAAAAAAAAAAAACCAAAAAAAAAGGGAAAGGGAAAAAAAGAAAAAACCGAACCCAAAACCCCGGGUUUUAAAAAAAACCCCAGAAUUUAAAAAAAAAAAGGGGAAAAAAAAAAAAGGGGAAAAAAAAAACCCCCGCCCCCCCCCCCAAAUUCCCCCCCCAUCUGGGCCAAGUAGGGUGCCCGGCAAAAACGGCCCCAAAUCUCUACGCACACUCCUCCUCCUCAUUCCUACCUCCCGCUCUUCCCUCCCGGCCUCACCUCUCUCCCUCCCUCUCACCUCUCCCCUCCCCUCCCGACUCAACCUCUUCCCUCCCUCCCCUCCCUCUCACCUCUCUCCCCCGCUCAACUCAUCUCCCUCCCCCCUCACCUCUCUCCCUCCAGCCCUCACCUCACUUCCUCUCCCUCCAUCUCUAAUCACUCCCCCAUCACCUCUCCCCUCCUCCCCCCUCACAUCUCCCCCUCCCUCUCCCUCUCUCCCCCUCCCUCCCUCUUCACCUCUCUCCCUCCCUCCUCACCUCUCUCCCAGAUAGUGGUGCAGCGACUGGCGGACCAGGUGCCCAUGCUGAUCCGUUACUUCAUCCUGAAGGAGUCAGCCAGGAUCCUGUCCAGUGAGAUGCUGGGUGUGCUGAACAGAGAAGACUUGGACGAGAUGCUGAAGGAGGAAUCAGAGAUUGGCCGGAAACGUGAAGCCUUGCGGGAAAAAGUAAAGCGCCUUGGACUGGCGAAUGACAAGAUCAGUAGCCUCUGAGA